CAAUUUUUUUUAUUCUUUAAUACGUGUACGGUAGUUUAUUAAUACUGCAAAAGCCGAGGGAGGAGGGAAGUAAAGGACAAGCUAAGAGGACAACUCUUCUUGGAAAUGAAGAAGAUGGAGAUGAAGGGUAGGAGGAGGUUCGAAGGCAAAGUAGCGAUCGUGACGGCGUCGACUCAAGGCAUCGGCUUGAGCAUCGCCGAGCGUCUCGGCUUAGAAGGGGCCUCCGUCGUCAUCUCUUCUCGCAAACAGAAAAACGUGGAUGAGGCAGUUGAAAAGCUUGAGAAGAAAGGGAUUCAAGUGUUGGGUGUGGUUUGUCAUGUGUCAAAUGCACAACAGAGGAAGGAUCUUAUUCGAAAGACUGUUGAGAAAUAUGGAAAGAUAGAUGUGGUUGUAUCAAAUGCUGCUGUAAAUCCAACGGUAGAUCCAUUGUUGCAAACCCAAGAAUCUAUCCUUGACAAGCUAUGGGAAACAAACGUGAAAGCAACUGUACUUCUUCUACAGGAGGCAGCUCCACACUUGCAGAAAGGUUCAUCAGUUGUUCUUAUUUCCUCAAUUGCUGGCUUUCAUCCGCAGGCUGCUAUGGCUAUGUAUGGAGUAACUAAGACAGCCCUUCUCGGGUUGACCAAGGCCCUUGCAGUUGAGAUGGCCCCUGAUACUCGUGUAAAUUGUGUUGCUCCUGGCUUUGUUCCAACCUACUUUGCAGCAUACAUCACAAAAGAUGAGGUUGUGAGGAAGGCUGCUGAGGAUCAGACGCUACUUCAAAGGCUUGGUACCCCGGAAGACAUGGCUGCCGCAACUGCUUUCUUGGCGUCCGAUGAUGCUUCUUAUAUUACAGGAGAAAAUCUUGUGGUGGCAGGGGGUAUCCCCUCUAGACUUUAGUAUACCUUUCUUUGUUGUAAUGCCACCCCUUUCCUUUGUUUUCAAAAAUAAUAAGCAAUGCGAAUACAGACCUCACUCAUCCGCUUGAUUCAUGUAGUUGGUUCGCUAUUCCUAUUACCAGAAUUGCUAUCUUUACUGCCAAAACUUUGAUACAAAGAUCAAUAAAAUCAGAAGCUCUCGUCUUUAAUUUA
This is a messenger RNA of Theobroma cacao (cacao), 1070 nucleotides long. Its product is annotated as tropinone reductase-like 3. Gene Ontology annotation, molecular function: oxidoreductase activity. The record is from RefSeq and is a predicted model, not a curated record. Lineage: Eukaryota; Viridiplantae; Streptophyta; Magnoliopsida; Malvales; Malvaceae.